GGUCGAUAUCGAACGUCGGCCUGGUCGGCCAUAUCUCUCUAGUGGCGAACAGGUACACGCUUAACCAAGGCUACGCGCUCCGUCUUGUGUCGAAGGAUAGUUUGUUUCCGCGAGGAAAAAAAAUGGCCCGAAUUACCGCCGUGAAGGAAUAUCUCGAGAAGACGUUGAGGGACGAGAGCAAGUCAUGGACAAAGAUGUUCGUCUUCGCAGAGGCGAAGACCGGCAUCGAUCGGCUGUACAUUUUUGUCGGAUCAUUGAUGCUGCUGGCUUUAUACUUGGUGUUUGGAUUGGGACAACAGCUAGUGUGUAAUAUAGUCGGUUUUGUUUAUCCCGCAUACCAAUCUAUGAAGGCGUUGGAAAGCCCCAAGAAAGAGGACGACACAAAAUGGCUUACCUAUUGGGUCGUUUUUGCCGUAUUUACUAUAAUAGAAUUCUUUUCUGAAUAUAUCGUCUGCUGGUUUCCGGUUUACUGGCUGUUCAAGUGUAUAUUCUAUGUAUGGUUGAUGGCGCCAACUGAGUACAACGGUUCCUUGAUUCUAUAUCGCCGAGUCAUCCGUCCAAAGUUUAUACAGUAUCAACCUGGAUUAGACAGACUGUUGUCCAAUGCACGUGAUACAGUCAAGACUGCAGCGGGAGCAUUGCUGACCAAUAAGGAAGAUUAAUGAAGCUGUAAAUUGAACAUAAUAGAAAGUCCAUUUGUGUCUUUCCCUUUACUCAUUCCUAGCAGAGAGAGAGCGUGGAUUUUAUGCUUUACCGAAUAUUAUUGAGCGUUGUUACAUUAACGACUACAAAGAUGAAGAAAAUGCCAAACGAAUAGAAAUUUUAAAUAUCCUAGAUACAAUAAGCAACUGUCAAGUGAAUCAGGGAAAAUCAAAGUUGUCCAAAAUUGUGAAUAGAUAACGAAUACGAAGGAUGCACGAAUGAAAAAAAAAGUCUCCCUCUGAAAAUAAAUCAUUUAUAGUAUAAUAACCUGGUUUCAGAAUUACGGAAUAGUGUUGUUAGAAACACAGUUUCAGCAUGGAAAUAACGUUUUAUUUUCAGAUAAGCUCGGCUUAUCGUUUAUAGUAAUUCCGAGCCAACUGAAAAUUUGGAAUGUUUUUGUACAAUAGGAUAGACUGGCCACGUGUGUCUGCCAUUUGCGUAAUCAUUGAUGAUAUACAUGUGUUAGAAUACUUUACUUUUAGAGGAAAGAGUUUCACCAACAUUAAACUUUCUAAUUACCUGAUUUAAUUCUUUAUUUUUUCUAAAUUAUUUACUCAAUAUCAAUUAUACAAUAAUAAAAUGUCAAGUUUUUAUUUUAAAAUAUUUGCGGUGUUAAUCUGAAAUGAAUAAGAUGUUGGUGAAAUCAGUUUUUACCGCGUAUGUUUUACUAGGUAAGUUUAUCAGGCAUUGUUGAUAAGAAGCUGGUAAGGAUGAUUGAAAUACUUAAAAUUAGCAAAGAUCCAAGAUAAUUGGAAACGAUAUAUGAUAUAUUCAGAUACGUAAAGAUACCUCGAUAAAUCUAACUAAAAAUUUGAAAUCUUUGAUGACCAUUGUUGCCAUCUAAUUGUUAUAUCGCGAUAAGGCGAGAGUUCUGAGAUAAAUCAGAAAUUAUGCCUUCUAGUUAGUUCACGAGUCGUCAAUGAAACGACACGCACAAUUAGCUUAAAUUUGUACAUUAUAUAUGUGAGAUUGCAUCGUAACUUGCAUGCGAUUGUCUUCUUCUGUUUAUAUUCUAUAUAAAAGAAUAUAGUAUAGUCUACCAACAUCCUCAAAUAGCUUCGACUUUGAAGUAAUAGAGACAAGCUUAGGAUAUGUGUAUAUUGCUCAAAUUAAACCGUCUUGUACAAGUUAAUAACCACCUUGUCCGACCAAGUCGGUGUGUUACAUUUGUGGAUCCUAUGAAAAUCUAAGGGCAUUUUUCCAUGUCUUUUUUCCAUCACUUUUAAAAUUCGUCAUAUGGUUAUACCGAUUGUUACCGAGAGGAUGAUAUUACGGGUUUUAAAUAAAAAUGUAAAUUUAGAGGUAUUGACCAAAAUUAUAAACCAUUAUACACGCACUGCAAUAAAUAUGUUUUUAUUUUA
Messenger RNA from Temnothorax curvispinosus, 2063 nucleotides. RefSeq names its product receptor expression-enhancing protein 5-like. The transcript is spliced from 4 exons. Lineage: Eukaryota; Metazoa; Arthropoda; Insecta; Hymenoptera; Formicidae. The record is from RefSeq and is a predicted model, not a curated record. Bases 123 to 662 code for a protein of 179 amino acids.